Messenger RNA from Suillus clintonianus, 2132 nucleotides. RefSeq lists its product as uncharacterized. NCBI's taxonomy places the organism in Eukaryota, Fungi, Basidiomycota, Agaricomycetes, Boletales, Suillaceae. The transcript has 3 exons. Bases 365 to 1876 code for a protein of 503 amino acids. The record is from RefSeq and is a predicted model, not a curated record.
GCGUGACUUGACAUGCCUUUUGUGCGUUGACCUUUCCGAGGCUUGGUGGAGGCCACGAUGUUGCUCAGAAAGGCCGCAAGCACGCUCCAAACGCGUGCUUUAGAACGAUCUGCGACUUCGGUUUCAGUCUCAUGAUCGAUAUGCCUGUGCUCGCGUCACUGAUGCCUCGAUAAACGCAACCUCUCCGUGCCACACUCGUGCUUGUGAUUCAGACUAAUUGUUCAGCUUGUUCAGACCUUGGCCUCGUGGACCUAGUUUUUAAGUAGAGCUCUAGAGUUUCAGACACACCGCUUGCUCCCGCGCACAUUCGAGAUCGCACCAGUGACGAUAUCUCAACCUUUACACGGCCCUCGAUCCCCUUUGCAUGGACCCAUCAGCAACUCCGCGACGUUAUCUUCGAAGGGAAUGGAAACGAAAUAAGCCCCACUUGCGUGCAUCCGAUUCACUACCUUCAUUCCACCUCUGCCCGAACAGGCCUCUCUUUGCCUGUGCACAUUGUGGCUUUUCCAAUACGCUCAUCCCUAUGUGUCUGUGGUGUGCAUGGAGUUCCGCGGUGGCAAAGAAAGAGUUCGAGGAGAAAUUGCCAAGACCGCGAAGAAUAACUGCACCAUCUAAGACGACUUCUCAAUUGAGAGGCACAAGCGAGCGAACCAGAGUCAAGUGCAUGCCAAAGAGGGUCUCGGCAGAUUCCACAAAUUCGAGCGCUGGUCCUGUGACUCCUCAAGGUGACCUCAUGUUCUGCAUGGAAAGCCUUCAGGUACCUGGAAUUACGGCAGUGUUGGACUCGUGUGACGGCGAGCUCGCGUAUUCACACAAGCCUGAUGUUGCGCUGGUUGCCGUGGAUGACAUGCCAAAUGUCGAAGUCAAUUACCCAGGAGAUGGCGGUGGCAUGUUCUACGACGUCACCACAGCAACACCAAUUUUGCCGACGUUGUGCCCUUCGACGGCCCCCGCCAAGAAGCAGGAGUUUCUGGAUGGACCAUACAAACACGAAACCGCGAAGGAACAAUCGAUACGACGCCGUCGAAAACUGCCCGCUCUUUUUCUUUCAACAUUGUCGUCCGCGCACGCGCGCGCCACUCCUCACGACGUGUCACACAAAUCACUCAUGAUCCAAGAAACUACUUCACACUCGAACACUAGUUCCGUUUCGAUCGAUCCACCUCACGCCGCUGGCGGCGAAGUAUACCCCGAUGGCGCUUCUCACGCUCGCGCUCUCUCCUUACUAUCCGUCGUGUCAGCAUCUUCACAAUGUUCCCCGAAACUACGAAGGAAGAAAGCCAUGCCAUCGCUCAAGCGCAUGUCCUCGUUCUCAUGUCGGUCAAGAUCACAACAGUCUUCCCCCGCCUUUGAUGAUCGUGCUGAAUCGCCUGUGCCACGUGCAAUACAAGUAGCACGUACACCCUCUCCCGCACCUUCGACUCCUGUCAGCGCGGAACCUCACGUCCGAAUCGGUCACCCCAGCCGGCCAUACUAUACUGCCAUCCGUAAAAACAUGUCUCGCCCUGGCACCCCUGGGCUUCCCAGCUCCCUUUCCCGCACGCCCUCUCCCAUGCCAUCUGAUUACGAUUACGCACCACGGGCCACGAGAUCUCUCGACUGUGGAGAGCGUAUAUCAGUGCAGUUUGGUCGAGAUUCACGGCCCAUGUCAAUGGUUCUCCCUGGACAAGCGGUACCUGUGAACCUGUACUCGGGGUUCUCAUUAAGCGGCGAGACGGAGAUGCGGAUGAAUUUGGCAAGAUGGCGAAGGGAAGAUGGUCCUGAUGAGCCAGGGGACUACCUGUUCAAGGAGACAGGUCACCGCAGGAAUGGGAUAAAGGGCAGGGUAAAGAAGCUCGGGAAGGGCUUACGAGAUCUUGUGCUCGGCAGAUCGUGAUGCAUGUACGAACAGCUGUAAGAACAGACCGUGUCACGAUAUAUGUACCCAUGCUGGAUAUCUAUCAGCCAGCUUGUCUCACUUGCGUCCUUCUCGGAGAAGAGACCUACCAUCAAGCAGCACGGCUGCCCCGUGUGGACACGUGGUUGUUUUUUUUUAUUCAUGUGAUCUGGGGGAGCGACACGUCGUCCGGAAUCAAACUGAAACCAUCUGAUCACGAUCAUUGAUAAUGAAAAGCAUUGUUCCUGUUAUCCGU